Messenger RNA from Toxotes jaculatrix (banded archerfish), 3794 nucleotides. Its product is annotated as endothelin receptor type B-like. The coding region runs from base 358 to 1593 and encodes 411 amino acids. The transcript is spliced from 8 exons. Gene Ontology annotation, cellular component: membrane. Gene Ontology annotation, molecular function: endothelin receptor activity. The record is from RefSeq and is a predicted model, not a curated record. Gene Ontology annotation, biological process: G protein-coupled receptor signaling pathway; regulation of blood pressure; enteric nervous system development. Lineage: Eukaryota; Metazoa; Chordata; Actinopteri; Toxotidae.
GAGGGAGUGGAGGAUCCUGAUGCGCAGCCGGACACACGGGACGCACCGUGAACUUUCACUGCUGGAACUCACCAAACAAACACAUAAUAAUCCAGAAAGCAUCAGGGCCAAUUAUCAGAGCUCAGCUGGAAUACUGAUCGGAAAACUUUGGCACUGACCACAGCAGCACACCGCGGUCCGGACAAGGAAGCUCAGACUCAGAUCCAUGCUGCAGGGCCCGGAGCAAGGCCCAGUGUGUGAGUGUGCGUGAGCGUUUGAAUAUGUGUGUGUGAGUGCCUUUAAGUGUGUCACAUUAGAUUGCUGUGUGUCUUUGAGUGAGCGAACAUCUUGCUGUGUGAGCGCAAAGCUCGUGUGAAGAUGAGGGCCAUCACUCUGCUGUGUCUCCUGAUGGUUGCGGAGGUCGGAGCCUCUCGCUUCGUCCGUGACUCCCAGGGCUCUUCUGAAGCUUCAGAACCCAAUAGCAAUGCUUCCGUCCCGCUGCCGCCCCCACAGCCGGGCCGGCCACGGAGCUUCUUCCCACCCAUGUGUGUAAAGCCCACGGAGAUCAAGCACGCCUUCAAGUAUGUGAACACCAUCGUGUCCUGCCUGAUCUUUGUGGUGGGGAUCAUCGGCAACUCAACACUGCUCAGGAUCAUAUAUAAAAACAAGUGUAUGAGGAAUGGGCCAAAUGUCCUGAUUGGUAGCCUGGCACUGGGGGACCUGCUUUAUAUUAUCAUCGCCAUCCCCAUCAAUGUGUUUAAGCUAAUAGCUGAGGACUGGCCAUUCGGCGUGUACAUCUGUAAGUUGGUGCCGUUCAUCCAGAAAGCUUCAGUGGGAAUCACUGUCCUCAGCCUGUGCGCCCUCAGUAUUGACCGCUACCAUGCAGUGACGUCAUGGAGCAGGGUGAAGGGGAUGGGGAUCCCUCUGUGGAAAGCAGUGGAGGUGACCCUGAUCUGGCUGGUUGCUGUGGUGCUGGCAGUCCCUGAGGCGCUGGCAUUCGACAUGUUGGAGAUGCCAUACAGAGGAAACAAGCUACGCGUCUGCCUGCUGCACCCAGAACAGACCACCAGCUUUAUGAAGUUCUACCAGGAUGUCAAAGAUUGGUGGCUGUUUGGCUUCUAUUUCUGCUUCCCGCUGGCCUGCACAGGAAUCUUUUACACACUCAUGUCCUGUGAGAUGCUCAGUCGCAAAAAAGGCAUGCGCAUCGCACUCAACGACCACAUGAAACAGCGGAGGGAGGUGGCGAAGACGGUGUUCUGCCUGGUGUUGAUUUUUGCUCUCUGCUGGCUGCCCCUUCAUCUCAGCCGUAUUUUGAAGAAAACAAUCUAUGACCAAAAUGACCCCAACCGCUGUGAGCUGCUGAGCUUCCUGUUGGUGAUGGAUUACAUCGGCAUCAACAUGGCCUCCCUAAACUCCUGCAUUAACCCGAUUGCCCUCUACUUUGUCAGUCAGAAGUUUAAAAACUGCUUCCAGUCUUGCUUGUGCUGCUGGUGCUACAGAACGUCUCCCCUGGACGAACGAGGUUCAGGAGGACGCUGGAAAGGCUCUUGCCAUGGGAAUGGACUAGACCGCUCCAGCUCCCGCUCCAGUCAGAAAUACACAAGCUCUUCAUAAACAUAAACACACAUGCAUACAUACAGACACACACAAACACAUACACACACACACACUACAUACCUCUUCUAUCAAACACAUGUUCCAAUCACCUCUCGUUACGAGGAAACGGGGUCGACACUGCCAGCAGACUGACGAUCAGACUUGAGUGAGGGGGGAAAAUGGAGUGAGGUAGAAGUCACUUCUACAGGACUCACAUCAGACUGAAAGACUCUGACAUUAAAGGGUUGAUCCGAACUGAUGAAUGAAAUAACAGGACUGUACCUGUUUAAGCUGUAAUACUAACUUCAGAGAAACCCAGACUACAUAAAUCUGUUCAUACGCUGACACAGAGGCUUGUGUAGAGGACCAAAAGUCUCUCAGUGCACCAUUAUUGUAAAUACAGUUAUAGAGAAUGUUUAUUCAAGCCACAUGUAAAUGUAUGUACAGUGUUAUUUACAUGCAGAUUGCAGACUUAUGACUAUAUCUAGCCUUAACGCUUCAUGUAUGAAUACCAGCACUGAUGAGCACUACCUGUUGAAGCUUUAAUACCUCACGGGGAAAGACAGUGGGAAACUGUGACCCUGAGCUAUUCUCCAAAAAGGUGCUCAAAGGUGCAAGUAUUUUUUUUUUAAUAGGAAAAAAGCACGACUGUGCCUCUGCAUGUACAGGAUCAGUAGCUGAUUAUCAGAGAAUCAAGAGCAUGCUGUCACUGCUCAACGCCCAUGUGCCCUGGUGACGUCGUUCCUGAGUAAAAUGAGCCCCACUGUGGGACUCACAGUCAUGUGGAGGGUCAGAAAUCUUUUAACUGGAAGUCGUUGCUGCUUUAAGUCAUGUGGAGGGCAGCUGUUGUCCUAGAAUACUGACAAAUACCAGAUGAUUCCCAUCAUGCCACACAGAAGAGGUCAUUAUUAUUACUAUUAUUUUUUUCAGUGCUCAUGCUGUUGUAAGUGGUCUCCACUGUGUAUAAAGUCUUAUCUCUUACAAUGUAGCUUCUAUUUUUCUAAGAAAAUAUCACAAAACACCUGAAGCUUGUUUUAUCUUCCAACAUGAGGUGUUCAUUUAUUGUUUCCAAAUAUUUCAUCUCCAUCAGUGAGCGGUCGUGUUACAUAGAUGUUCCUGUGGCUCGACUCUGAAAAUUACCUCUAAGAGCUGCUUAAGGAAUUCAUUUUCUAUAAUGGACACAUUUAAAAGCUUUAGGAAGGAAAAAGAAAUUUUGUACAAGUGGUUGGUUUUAAGAAGUGAAUGUUUUUAGCUGAGAUUAUAUUUCUUUAACUACAUAAUGAUCAUAGAAAUUAUUUAGAAAUAAUAGUUCUUUCCAUUCAGUAUAGUAAGCAGGUAAAUGCAGGUAAAGUUCUGAUGUAAUGUGGUUAAUCGGCACAGUCUGUGACUGACAGAUACAGGCUGGAGGAUUCUCAUAAUGAGAAAUGAAGUAUGUUGGGUGCAACACAGUCGGAGAAGGUGCUCCUAAUAUUCUGUGGUAACUGUAGAGUUAGGACGUCUGUAGCUAGUGGUAGCUGAAAGCACUCAGUAGUCAUGUACUUGUGACAAAUCUUGUGAUGCCAGCACAUCAUAAAAAUACUAUUUACACAAUAUUGGUUUCUUAAAAAAAAUGAGGAGAAACUGCAGUUUGAGCCUGAUGGCCUGAAGUCUCCAGUCCAUCAGAGGGAAUACAUGGAUUGUGUAUUCAUAGUAUUACCAUUAGGUAAAAUGCUGCCUAAUGCAUGCUACAAUUUAUUGUGAACAAACUUUAAACCUAAAUGAAUAAAAGUUUGUAAGUCUGCCUUCUUUACCAAUCUAGUAAGCAAAUGUGUCGUGUCCUUUUUUAAAACCCAUCAUUUUGCUAAAUAACCAGACAAUGUGUUCAACAACACUGAAGCAUUCUUAAACAGACAGGAUUCAUGUGUAAUAUAUCAGUGUUCAGACAAAAUAUUUCCUUCACCACUUUACUAGUGUUUGCAGCAGUGCUCAAAAUAGCUGAUCGAGCAGAAUGUCUCAUUAACUCAUCAUAUGUAUUUAUACCAUCGUCAUUUUGUUUUCAGCUACAUCUAAACGCAGCUGUGUACUGUCAGGUCUGAGCAGCUGUGUGAGAAUCUUUUAUAGAGGGACCACCAAGCUAAGACGUUAAAAAAGUCAUUUGAGGUUGAAGAUAAAAUGUGAAUACUGGCCCUGGUGUUUUGAAAUACAUUUAUACUGUACUUAUUUGUUGAGAGUAUGCAGUA